This is a messenger RNA of Ipomoea nil (Japanese morning glory), 1791 nucleotides long. RefSeq lists its product as uncharacterized. NCBI's taxonomy places the organism in Eukaryota, Viridiplantae, Streptophyta, Magnoliopsida, Solanales, Convolvulaceae. The coding region runs from base 1 to 1791 and encodes 596 amino acids. The transcript is spliced from 3 exons. The record is from RefSeq and is a predicted model, not a curated record.
AUGCAUAAUUCAAAAGCAUUUUACCUAAAGAAUUCUAGGAAAAAUUCUUGGUUUGAUUGCCACCGUCAAUUCUUGCAUCUCAACCAUCAGUUCAAAAGAAAUAGAGAUGGGUUUCUCAAAAAGGUGAUAGAAAAGAGUAGAAUUCCUCAAGUACAUACAGGUGAUGAGUUGUUUGAGCAAGUAUCUACCUUUCCAAAAAUUACAGAAGGUGUGAUUACUCGACAAAUUGGUUAUGGACACAAACAUAACUGGACGAAGAAGAGUAUAUUUUGGGAUUUAGUAUAUUGGAAAGAUCAUUUGCUCUGGCACAAUCUUGAUGUUAUGCACAUUGAAAAAAAUGUUUUUGAUAAUGUGUUCCAUACUGUGAUGAAUGUUAAAGGCACAAAUAAGAAUAAAGAUAGUGUAAAGUCUCGAUUGGAUGUACAUGAGUAUUGUAACCGACUGCAAUUACAUUUAGUUGAGCAUAAUGGAAAAGUGUUUAAGCCGAAAGCUAAUUACACUUUGGAACGGGAUGAACAAAGAGUUGUGUGUGAGUGGGUGCAAAAUUUGAAGUUGCCAGAUGGGUUUGCAUCAAAUGUAGCAAACUGUGUAAAUGUUAAUGAAAACAAAUUGUGUGGUUUGAAAAGCCAUAACUGUCACAUCUUUAUGGAAUGCUUGAUGACAAUUGCGUUUUCUUUGUUACCCCAUACAUGUUGGAAAGUUAUAGCAGAACUAAGCAUUUUCUUCCGUCAUCUUUGUUCUGCCACACUAUUUGUGAAUAAGGUUCAAGAAUUAGAAGAGAGCAUUGCACAUUUGAUUUGUAAAUUAGAAAGAAUUUUUCCUCCAACAUUUUUUGACUGUAUGGAGCAUUUACUAGUUCACUUACCGUAUGAAGCAAGAUUAGGAGGACCAGUGCAAUACCGUUGGAUGUAUCCAUUUGAAAGAUUUCUUAAUUUCUUAAAAAGAAAGAUAAAGAAUAAGAGUCGGGUAGAAGGUUCUAUAUGUGAAGCAUUUAUCAUUGAAGAGACUACUACUUUUGCUUCAUAUUAUUUUGAAGCUCAUGUGCAAAGUAGAUAUACAAGGAUUGGUCGGAACUUAGAUGAUGGUGGAGUUAAUAAUGCAACACCAUAUACACUAUCUGUGUUCAACCUUCCAGACCGCCUUAUGGGUGCUUCAAGCAAAAGAUAUAUGGAUGAAAAAGAAGCUGAUGCAGCACAUCAACAUAUUUUGCUCAAUUGCGAAGAAGUAAAACCAAUUCUAAGGAUGUUUGAAGAUGGAUUGUGUGCAUUAAAUCCUGGGAUUACAAAUGCGCAAGUGGACAAAGAAGUUGAAAACUAUUUUGCAAAGUGGUUUCAAACUUAUGUAAAUCAUUACAGAGAUGGGUUACAAAACAAAUUUCUCAUUGAUUUAGCAUGUGGUCCACUGUUGGAAGUCAAAACAUACUCUGGAUACAUUGUGAAUGGGUAUAAGUUUCAAACAUAUUCAUAUUGUAAUGGCAAAUCUACUACAAAUAGUGGAGUGUGUGUUAAAGGGACAGGACUUGCUGAAGGUGAAGCUGAUUUCUAUGGCAUUUUGAAUGAGAUUGUUGAAAUUGAGUACCCAAAUCUACCAAUAAAAAAGGUGGUUCUUUUCAAAUGUGAGUGGUUUGAUCCUAUGCCUAAUAUUGGUACUCGAGUGCUCUCUGAAUAUAGCAUUGUUGAGGUGCGACAAAACCGAAGAUGCCAAAAGUAUGACCCCUUCAUUAUCGCUCAAAAUGCUUCUCAAGUUUAUUAUUUGUCAUAUCCUCGAGGUGCUAAAGACAAGUCAAAUUAG